AAGAAAGCCAAUGUCACGCUUGGGUCGUGACAAAUGAAAGACCAAAGGAUACUUCAACACCUUUGGGUUCAGCUACUAAUGACUGGACUGAAGAUGACCUUUGGAAUAACUCAAACUUCUUGGCAUCUAACCUGACUGGACAUGUUGAGGCAACCAUCAAGACUAAGGAUGCGAUAGCAGCAGAUAAAUUAGACACUCAUUCUUCAAGUAUUGAUUGGUUUCCAGAUGAUCAAUGGAAAACCAACAGCAUGACUAGGCUCGACAACAAGACAAGCAAAGAAAAUGAUGAUUUGUUUGAUGUGUGGAAUGAUUUUGCAAGUUCUACUAGGACACAAGGUUCUUCUACAAAUUUGUUGACACAAAGCACUUAUCAGAAUGCUGCUGUUGAUGAACAAACAUCAAAUACAAUUCUUCCCGGCUCAACCAACAACUUUCAGGAAAUGGAUUUUGGUAGUUUUUCACAAUCAGAUCACUUUUCUGGAUUAUCUAGCAAUCAGCAUGAUUCUGUAGAAGUGAACAGGAUGCAAUCAGAAGUCCCUGUCUCAUGGAGGAUAAUAAUGUCAUUCUCCUCCAACCUCCGUGGUAGGCUAUGUACCAAUGCAACACCAGCUUCUACAUAUCUCAAGACAAAGAAAGCAGUGAAUCAUGCGUUCCUGGAGAGUUGUUGUAGAAGGCCAACCCUACUUCUUCUUGCCACAAAAUCUGGGAAACUAUAUGUGAAGGUGGCAGACUGCAUGCAUGUGUACAUGCUCUCUCUCUCUCUCUCUCUCUCAAUUAAUUACUUCAUGUUCUACCUUAAUUACGUACGUACAGAAGAAGUGGUGCAUCGCCAAACUGCAAUAUAAGAGAUCGAUAUACUCUCUUACAUGCUUAAUUGCUUUGGUACAACUUGUUACAGAAGAAGCAUGUAAUAAUUUUAACAGUACACAGACAGCAUACCAUAGCAGCAUAGCACCGAUGGAUGAGUUUCAGGCUGAUGUAUCUGAAGAAGAAGAAGAAGGGCGAAUUGUCAUACUUCCCUGACCUGAAUAAAGAGGGUAGAUGUAUACCUUCAUCCAAACACAGUCAAAUUCAAACCAAUUAAACCAGGUUUUGAAAUCUCAUAGUUUAUGCUUUAUCUUCAGGUUAACUAUUAAUUAAUUGUUUACUUAUUCUCGAAUGAAUAUAUGUGGUGGUGCUCCUCUAGAUCUUAUACUUGAAGCACAUGCAACAGAUCCAAUGUAACAAGCAGAAUGGAAAGCAAAUUAUGCCCAAGAAAUAACAUUCUCGUUCCUUCAUGAGAAGGCAUACUCUCUUUGGAAAAUACAGAAAUAAAGGGGCUAUUAGAAGAUCACAAAUUAAGCAGAAAUUAAUAAUAAGAGAUAAUUAUCUAUGUCAGCGUGCAUAUAGCUAGCCUGCUUGCUUUGCCAUCUCCCACAAAUUAGGCUUUAGUACUAGACUAGACUUGCUCCCUUAUUAUCAUUUUCAAAACUACGUGCCUGCAGUGAUCUGUCUAUCUAGCGAUACCUGCUGGCAUCAACACAUUGAUUUAGGAGUACACUUGUUAUAUUUUUGUACUGAUUAUAAGUAUUCUCGUCCAUUAGAUAUAUGACUGCUCUCUAUCACCUUUGAUUAGUCAGUCAUCAUUAUAUACUGUAACCAAGCAUAUAUGUAUGUAUAUUAUUAUCAGACUUAGUGUUUGAAUUAAUUAGUUUUGCCAACAAUAUUAUUAUUAUUAUUAUUAUUAUUCCAUGCACGAGACACUCACGGUUUUAAGUGUCAAAAUCAAGUAGAUAAUGAAUAUAAUAAGUAUAUAUUAUUAUAGUUGUGAUGACUCCCUCUGUAGAGCAAGAACGCGAACAAUUCGAUCCGGAACUUGGCUUGACAGCUUAACGAUGUUGGUAAGCCGCUACUACUUUCUACAUGCAAAAUUAUUAAUGUUAGACUAAUCAAUUAUUAUUUAUUAAUUAACAUCUAUCACAAGUUAUUUAAUGGGCUAAGUACAUGAAUACUAUACUUCCAAGAGUAUAAUAAUCACAGUUCCUCUUGUAUCCCACAGCCGCACGGCUAAAUCGGGGAAGCUUUCUAUUUUCUAUUCAAUUAGCGAACAAGAUCAAUCAUAUUCGAGCAUGGUUUGGCAAAAAAUUAUAUGAAUUGUAUCUCUUGUAGCACUAGUUUAUACAAUUACUUAACUUUCAACUUUGGUAUUAAUUAAGAAUUAAUGAAGAUUUAGACAAAACUCUUGAACAAUGGCAACCGUUCGCUGGUUUUAUGUCUGUAUGUUUUUGUUUGGUUCUUGGGAAAGAAAGUGUGGGGAAAGGGACGAAAAUGCAAGAAAGAGACGUCUUAUUCUUUCUCUUUCCUGUAUAAUGUUCAUUGUGUAUGUAUGGAUGUAUAUAUUGUAUAUAUGCAUCGCUGGCCAUACGACGAGUUUUUAUCUCUUCGAUCGGUUUUUGAUUAUAACAGAGAAACAUAUUAUUUUUAGUUGGAAGAGAGCUUCUUCUUGGAAUUGAGGCACUCGAAGGACGUGUAUUAAUUGCUUGACGACCAAAUGCACGCUUGGAUUUGCCAUCGAUAUCGACCGAUCCCGCUAGGUUAGGCCAAUGGAACUAAUCA
Messenger RNA from Diospyros lotus (date-plum), 2595 nucleotides. RefSeq lists its product as uncharacterized. The record is from RefSeq and is a predicted model, not a curated record. The coding region runs from base 249 to 845 and encodes 198 amino acids. Lineage: Eukaryota; Viridiplantae; Streptophyta; Magnoliopsida; Ericales; Ebenaceae. The transcript is spliced from 3 exons.